Molecule: messenger RNA, 4839 nt
Organism: Babesia ovata
Lineage: Eukaryota; Apicomplexa; Aconoidasida; Piroplasmida; Babesiidae
Product: LCCL domain-containing protein, putative
Exons: 9
Coding region: 1-4839 (1612 amino acids)
Source: RefSeq, a predicted model, not a curated record
AUGGUAGCUGUUCUACCGUUGGUGGCAGCUUUACUGCUGUGUGCAAGAUUGGGUGGUGCCAUUAGGUAUUUAGAGGCGCCGAAGGAAAAUGCGUCCGCCGGGAAGAAAGCCACAGGGGAUGCUAUCGCAACAGACGGUUCAAACAAACCGACAGAUGCAUCGAAAGAUGGGAAGAAUCCGCUUCAAGCAACAACCAAUCAAUCGGAUUCUCAGGGUGUGACUGCGCUGCCUGCAAAGGAUGGAGCGCCGAAUCUACCCACUGCCCUCCCACCUACCACUGAGGGCACGGGCAAGAAGACCCUAUUUGGAGCGUUGCGCGCCACAGCGGACUCUACGUACAAGGCUCUCGGUGCCGCCGGUUAUCGCAAGUAUGACGCCAGCAAUGCGAUCACCCGAGGAGGCGGCUACUGGUGCAGCGAGGCUAACCUGCUGCCAGAUAAGGAAGUGUCGUGGGUAGCCGAACUCAGAGGACCGCGAGUGCUGACUGGUGUGACCAUAACAUGGGUUUACGCACCUCAAUAUGUGGCCGUCCUGGCAAAGCGGCAGCGUGAUGGCGCUUUCGAGGAGGUGGCGCCAUACAAAGCUGUGGACUCCACCGAAACUACGCAAAAAAUCGAAUUCAAACGCAAGGUUGACGCUCAAUUCGUCAAAAUUGCCAUGAAACGACAAAUAAACGGCUACUUCGGGAUAGAGUUUGUGCAGUUCCACGGGGAGCCCAACCCUGUCUUCACGAUUCAGGGAGGUAUCACGUCAAUCGAAGACCUGUGCCUGCAGGCAGACGACAGCGGGGAGGUCGUGCUGGAUUCGUGCGUAUCUGCAAUCGCCAGCUUCAAGUUCAACGACAUAUGGAGAUAUAACGAAAAGCGGCAGCUGUACAACCCGGCGACCAAUCUCUGCAUGACGCUGCAAGAUAACGUUGAUACCGACGGAGGGCGGGUAAUGAUGUUGCCGUGCGACCAGCCGCCAGAAUCCGGUGUCAACUCCUGGGAUCUCCUGCCGAACAACCAAAUCAAACUCAGAAGGCCGGGCAAUAUGUGCCUAUCGCAAGCUGGCAGUGGCGCUGGAUUGGCUAAUGUAGCGCUGAAUAAGAUUGCAUCGAGCAGUCUGCCUCGGAGAAAUGAUAACAAAUGCAACGCUGAGCGUGCUUUGGAUGGCAAUCUCCAGUCCUGCUGGGCCUCUGACCAGUUCACGCUGGGCACUGUGCCCGAAAAGGUGGAAUUCGUUGUUAACCUGCAGGAGGACUAUAAGGUCCGCAAAAUCGUGAUUGAGUGGGAGUCGCCAGCACUCUCCUACAACGUACUCGGGAGAAAAGACGACGAAGACUGGCACCUCAUAGAAAGGGUAGACGCCAACACCCUGAAGUCGUCGGUGAACGAUAUGCGCAAUACAGUUGUGCGUUUUAUCAAGCUUGAAUUGAUACGGCCGAAUCCAGAAUUCGCCAAUUCAGCGGGGCAGAUUCACUACGGCAUCCACAGCUUUGCGGCCUACAGCAACAAGCUUAGAACCAUAGUAGAGCCGUGCGAACGCGCCAAGCUUUCGAAGGAUGCAAGAGACAAAUACUUCCUCAACUCCGUCUACGAGGUGGAUCUGCACGGCGGUGAGCCGCUUAUAGCGGCGGAAAAGGCGAUAGACACACUGGUGGAAAACAUUGGGCGCAAAAUAGCACAUAUAGAAACGCUGCAUGGGAAGAUGGAGCAGUGCAAAAGGAAGCAGGUCAAUACCCUCAAGCGAGCACAGGAGCUGGAGAGCACCUUUCAGCGCAUUUCGAAUGCCACAUACAGAUUCGAGGCCAAACUAGAACUAGAAGAGCAAUUUGGUUUCGAAGAGCACCUCCCGGCAGAUUGCAUAGAAAUCAAAAAUCGAGCUGAAAGCAACCCCAGCGGGUUCUACCAUAUUCACCCACCAUGCGCCAAUCACAGCAUCAGGGUUUAUUGCGACAUGUACACUGGCGCCUCGUAUUACGUGACAUCUGUUGAAAGCGGUCGCAUACCGCUCUCUGAGGUCUAUGAAACAUGCCGCAAAUACGGCCUGGAUCCCAUACAACUGCAUCACGAGUCGCAAACGGACGCUCUGAGGGUCAUGCUUAAAACUAUGGACGUCACACCGGACUGCCUCUAUCCCAUCGCCGUCAAGGUUGGGAAGAAGUUCAAGUCGCUAGACCUGAGGGAAGAUGUGACCGGGAUGGUUCCCUUCAAGACGGAUGAGGAGAACAACAUCAUUGUGAUUGCGGCGGAGGGGAUGCAAUACGUCGAUGGCAGAGAAAACGACAUGACCGGCAUCAUAUGCUCGAGCAACUACUCAAGCAUCAGGCUCCCCCCGGAGGUUGUGAAACUGGGUUGCCACACUCUGCUGGGGGAACACGACAAAUUCAAUGAGGCACCCGUGGGCAGGGUGGUAAAAGCCUCUUGUCCGCAAAACUGCCUUCAAAAUUAUGACGACAGCGUCGAAGUAGAGGGUGGAAACGACGGGCUCUAUUCACUCAAAACGCCGAUAUGCAUAGCUGCCAUACAUGCAGGCGAAUACGGCAAAAAUGUGACUUUGGAGGUGCAAAAGGCGACUGCCCCGGCAGAAUUCGAGGGGUUCUACCAAAAUGGUAUCCAAAGCACGAGCGUGCCAUCCCUUGUGGGCGAUUUGGCAUUUAAGGUCACGCGCAGCAAGGACGCCUGCAGCGUGCAUAAAGUGGAGCCUCUCAUCGACAGGAAAGCGGAAGCACUUGCAGAGCAAGAGCCUACGCUAACGGUCAGAAGGCCGGGUGAGGACAAACCGCAGCCUGCACGACUCUUUAACCAAGCUCUGACGCUUGACGCCGCUACGGGCGAGGCUAUAGGCACGCUAGUGGCUCAGGUUAACCAGCAAAGCGGAAAGUCUGCGCCGGUGUUUCUCGACAUGUUUCACCACCAUACCUCGGAAACAAUUGCGCACGCAAUCCAUCUCAUCAAAAGCGCCGACAUCCAGAGGGAGCCCAUAGAGGAAAUCUUGGACAAACUCGAUGACGGUGUCAAGAUGAUGCAACAGAAGAUCGAAUGGCUAGCUGCGAGGGUCACGUACAAAAAGGAACCGCUGAUCAACGGCAUAAAAGCGCUGCAAAGGGAGGAGGCGAUACAAAAAUCUUUCGAGUCGUGGUCAGGGGAUGGUGUCACCCAAAGCAGCCUUUUCGAAACUUUCCAUGCGGUCACCGCUGGGGAGCUUCAGGGGGUCCCCAAGUGGACCGUUUCCAGCUUGUCGUUGAAGGGCGCUUCCGAAACUGUGAUAUCGCAGACCAGCGAAUUUGGCGCACGCGGCUCCGUGAGCGGUGCGUUUUUGCAUCUGUCAAACGCGCAAUACUACGAUUUUGUAUACUCCGCUUCCAUCUUUGCCGGCAGCAGCGGGACAAUGGGACUGACCUUCCGGGUGCUCGAUGACCUCAAUUACUAUCUCCUGCAAAUGGUUCAGAUGAAUGGCGGGUACAAACGUUUGAUCCGCGUUGUCAACGGCGACCCUUACGAAAUAGCGAAAAUCGAAGACGGAGGAUUCGUCGACGGAGUGCGUAUAGAAGCGCAGCAGUGUAGAAUAUCAAUCGCAAUUGUGCAGGGUUUGGAACCCGUAUUUGACGUUCCACCAAGUGCAAUCGAUAUCAUCGACUGCACACAUGCCAGUGGCAGCGUGGGACUCUUCAGCGGCCAGAUCAACCUGGUUCACUUCGCACGACUGCACGUAGAAACGCUGCCGUGUAUGAGAUACGACAAGCCCCCGACUCCUCCAAAGCCGCCCAUCUGCAGCGUGUACAAGGAGAGCUUCGCGGUCGGAUUCAACGCCAAUUGGCGCGUCCUCGACAAUGCAGGGCACUGGAGCGUGGAGAACAAUAUCGCCGGACAGGACAGGGUGAUCGCCCACAGGGCCUUCGAGGCCAUAGACGGGUCGAUAGAACCCUCCAUGGCGCUGCUAAAGGGUGGACGCAGCUGCAAAUCUGGUAUAUUCCGAGCGUCGAUGUUCCCACAGUGCGACGCAAGGGGGGUAUUGGGGCUCCUGGUACAUUUCGGAGACGCUGGAAACUACGUGGCAUUCGAGUGUAGCGCUCGUGCUUGCAGCAUUAUACAGAUGCACAAGGGAACUCGCAACGUUCUUGCGGAAACCGACCUAAAGGGUAUCAAGACGGGAAUAUGGAACUACGUUGAACUGGUGUUCAAGCCCGAUGCCAUCACGGCGUCAAUCGGUGAGCAGACACUGGAAGCAGUGUUCAUAAACACGCCGAUACCAGAUGCAGUGCAUCUGGGAGGCACUGUUGGUCUAUUGAGCGUAGGCUGUGCCGGAUGCGCAUUUGCCGACGUGAGCCUCGUCCCAAAUUACGCGGCGCACAAGCACGGAGCCUUCGAGCGAGACCUGGACAGUGAGCCGCUACGGCCAGAACCGACGCGUGGUGAAAACUGUCUAGCUGUGGACAGGCUGGAACACUGCAAGGUGAUUGCGCCGAGCAGCGUCGGCUUCUGUGAGGCCAACUACUGCGCAGUCUGCUGCGAGCGAAAGCACGAAGACGCACCCGAUCUGCAAGAUGCCUGCUACAAACAGUGCCGCAAUAUGGACCAUGUGGUGGUUAUGUUGCAAAAGGUGGCAGAUAACCUGUGGCGCAACUGCGCCACGCACCUGGUGCAGCGGGGGAAAUCAGGCACUCCAGGUGAGUCCAACGAUUUGCGAACAACAGAACAACGUGCAGACACCGAUGCUGGUGAUGAAAAACUAAGCAUUGAAGAUAGGGUUAGCAAUUGCCAACUGUGUUGCGAUUCGAGCCUCUUCGUGGAGGGAGUACCUGCCAGCGUGAACAGCGCAGCACAGUCACGCUGCCGCGGCCUUUGCAGGGCGUAA